Molecule: messenger RNA, 852 nt
Organism: Photinus pyralis (common eastern firefly)
Lineage: Eukaryota; Metazoa; Arthropoda; Insecta; Coleoptera; Lampyridae
Exons: 4
Coding region: 228-710 (160 amino acids)
Source: RefSeq, a predicted model, not a curated record
GAUCAUACAUACUCCCUAGAUGAAGCAAACGCUCAAAAUUUUGUGCCAUCAUUUGUGACAAAGAUAGACAAUUUCUUUUUCACAAUUUUCAACGUACUUGCGCAUAAAUCACCCACCUGUCGUGUUUCUGACAACUUAAUCAGUGACGUGCAUUAAUAGAUAUUAAUUUUCUUUAUGUUAUUUGUGUCGUACGUAUUGGAUUUUUACAUAUUCAUAAUCGUUUUAUAAUGAUUUGCGCAUUGUGUAACGAACCUUACGUAAAAGGAAGCUCUAUUUCGUUUCAUGGAUUUCCAAAGAACCAAGAUUCUCGUUCACUGUGGCUGCAAGCAUGUAAACUACCUGGUACUAUUCCGAAACAGGCUAAAUUGUGCUCUAAACAUUUUACCAUUGAAGAUUUUCAAGUGUACAACACUACAGGUAGUCGCUUAUUAAAAUCGACCGCUGUACCAUCACAAAAUAUGACAAGAAUCGUGAAAUCAUCUAAAUCAUUUCAAUUGGGAAAAUCCUUCAUCUUCAGCAGCAACGCAAAUGUAAUCCAAUCCUCUGCAUCCACUCAAAGUAAUGAAAAUAUUGACACAAGCAAUAUAAUAAGUGUGACUAAAGCACCUUCCACAUCCUUUAUCAAUUUUUGUAGUCGUUGUAAGGUGGAGUGUCCACCGGAUCGGCUCGACGAGUUAGCCCGAUCAACACUUGUAGCCAUUUGGGAUUGAUACAACUAAAACCGUGAUUAUAGAUGUCCACCAUAUUUUGGGUUUACGUUUGUGAUAAGCUCAUUCCAAAUGGUCUGUUGAAACUAAUGAUAAAGAUCGUGCAUGUGAUAUUGAGGCACAUCUACAUCAACUAGUGACCAAA